AAUUAAGAAUGAGCGUUAAAAAACCAUCAUAUGCAGGCAGCACAACAGAUUAUUCAGAUGCAAUGUUUUAACCAAAUUUUACAUAAAGAAACUAAUAAAUAAAUCAAAACUAUUAAAUAGGGUCUUAAAAUCAAUAAUUUGUUUUUUAAUAAGGAUUUUAAAACUAAAGAGUUUCAUUUGGUUAAGGAGAGGGAGUUUAAGGUCAAUAAACAAUGGGAAAGUAAAGAUCAGAUUAAAAUUUUUAACCUUAAUAUGCAGUAACAGAUUUGAAUAGUACAUUUACAAUGCUGCCUAAGGUAUUUGAAAUGGAUUAAGACUUUUUACCUUAGGAAAUAUUGUUUUUGUUAUCAGAAGAAAAUAAUCAUUUGGAUAAGUUUAAGAAAAAGGUAGAAAGAGAGAAGGAAAAGAUAAAGAGAGAUAUAAAUGGAAUAAAGAAUGAGAUUUCAAAUAUGAUUGAAGAUCUAAGUGUAUAGAUGCAAUAAUUUGUAGAUGAUCAUUACAAAAGAUAUUUACAAGUUUAUGGUGAUUUUAAAGAGGGAGUAAUUCAAUUUAAGAAAACAAAAUUGGAAGCUCCUUUAAAUUUAGUACCACCUCCACCUAGUAAUAAUUUUGGAGAUUGUUCUAAUGCAAAUUUAAUAAGGGAAUUAGAAGAGAUGAAAUACUAAAAUUAUGUAAGUAAAGUAAAUGCAUAUAUAAGUAAUUUGGCAAGAUAAAGAGUUGAUUAAAUUUAAAUAAUAUCUAAAGAAUUAUUAUAACUGACAAGUCAAAAUAGUGAAUUAUAUCAUUCUGAAGCUACAUUAAGAUAAUUAAAUAUGAUUAAAUAAGAGGUAGAGGAAAGAUUGAUCACAAAGUUUGGUGAUAUGAGAGAUUAUAUUUUACCUUUAGAUUAUAUGGAAUAAAGUUAAUAAAAAUCAAAUAGUUUAGAAACUAAAAGUAAACUCAAUUUAGAUGUUUAAUCACUUCCUUAAUCAGCUAUUAAAUCUAAUCCAUAUUUGAAUAUAUAAGAACCUAAAUUAACACUUAAUUUUGAAAAUCAAAUUAAUCAAUUUAAUCAAUCUUCAUAAACAAUAUAACCAUCUCCUAUUCUAUAAUUAUAAAAUCAUUUCAUUAAUACUCAUACUAUUUAAGGAAAGGUUACUGAAUUAUAAGAAAUACAAUCAUUAGAUAUCAGACAUAAUGGAAUGAUAUUAUGUUUUACAAAUAUUAAAGACAAUUUAAUUGCUACUGGAUCUAAAGAUACUUUUAUUAAUAUAUGGGAAGGAUAAUCUCUAUUAUCAAAAUUAGAUGGACACACUGAUGGUGUUUGUACAUUAACUGUUAUUAAAGCUAAUAAUGUACCAUUCUUUUUAGCAUCUGGAAGUGAUAAUGGAGAUAAAUCUAUAAAAAUAUGGAAUUUAUCAACUUUAAAAGUACAUAAUACUUUAAUAGAACAUUAAGCAGCUGUAGUUGCCUUAUUAUCAUUAGAUGAUGGAUAAACUUUAGUUAGUGGAUCUUAUGAUAAAUCAUUACUAAUUUGGAAUAUUGAUAAAACUUAAUCAAUUUAAAAAUUAAUUGGACAUACAAAUGCUGUUACAUGUCUCACGUUGGCUAAAGGAAGAUUUAUUUCUGGAGGAUUAGAUUAAAAUCUUAUUGUUUGGAAAAUCAUAAAAAAUGCUUAAGGAUAAUUUUAAUCAGCAUAAUUAGAAAGAUCUAUCAAGAAUUAAACACUUGUUUGUGCAUUAAAUAUUAUUUAAAUCUAAAAUAAUGUAAUUUAUAAUAAUAAUUAUUUUAGACUAAAAUCAUUAGUGGAGGUAAAGAUGGAAAAAUUAGAGAAUUUGAUAUCAAUACUGGAGAUCUCUUGUCAUCACAAUAAGUAGCUAAUGGACCUAUUGUUGAAAUGAUUGUUGCAUAAGAUUAUGUUAAUUAUUCUGUUAUUUCCAUGUCCAAUAAAGUAUUUUAAUAUAUAAUAUUAUUUAUAGGAUAGAAAUUUAAUUAUUACAACAUAAGGAAUUAAUAAAGUAUUAGAUACAAAUGAUUAAGUUUUUAUUGAAUUUGGAUGUGGUGUCUAUCCAAAAAUGGAAGUUAUUGAUAGAACUGGAUAAUUGUAGUUAAAUAUCCUUUCCUAAAAAUAAGAUGUUCAAAAAAUAUUUAAAUACAUCAUUUGA
Messenger RNA from Paramecium sonneborni, 2144 nucleotides. The record is from the annotation of a GenBank genome assembly. Lineage: Eukaryota; Ciliophora; Oligohymenophorea; Peniculida; Parameciidae.